AGAUUUCUCAGAAUGAAGACCAUAGCGCUGGUUUGUGUGGCGAUAUGUCUGACCUUCAGCCUGGCAUCUUCCCUUUGUUACCAUGGUUCUUACAGAACCUCCGAGGAGUCUUCCGUUGUACCAGUGGCUUUUUACGUGUACUAUUCAAGCACAUUUAAAGCCCUUCAGCAAAAUCAACCUUUUAUAUUCGAUUCUGUGGAAACAAACUAUGGAAAUGGAUACGACAAAAAUACUGGCGUUUUCACCGCUCUAUCUGCCGGUCUGUAUGCAUUUUCUUGGACCAUUCAUGCUGCGGGUACACAUCAAGCUGGCUCCAGUGGUCAGUACGGAGAGAUGGUGGCAGUAUUGAAACAGAAUGGAAUCGCAAAAGGGUCAAUCUAUGCAGAUACAGAAAAAGAAUAUGAUGACGAUUCGGCCACAGGGUUUGUGAUUCUUGCUGUUUCGACAAGAGAUACGUUUCAAAUCGUAUCUCAAACGGAAGGUCAAGGCGCGUUUUACAGCACCAUGAGCAAUGGGAAGACAUCUUUUUCGGGAUUUCGAAUUGCUUAGCUGAUUUUUUUUAUACCACAUGCUACAUGAUUUGUCAAAUAUUAAAUAAAUAAUGCAA
Messenger RNA from Magallana angulata, 607 nucleotides. Its product is annotated as complement C1q-like protein 2. NCBI's taxonomy places the organism in Eukaryota, Metazoa, Mollusca, Bivalvia, Ostreida, Ostreidae. The record is from RefSeq and is a predicted model, not a curated record. Gene Ontology annotation, molecular function: protein binding. The transcript is spliced from 2 exons. The coding region runs from base 13 to 549 and encodes 178 amino acids.